Molecule: messenger RNA, 861 nt
Organism: Fusarium odoratissimum NRRL 54006
Lineage: Eukaryota; Fungi; Ascomycota; Sordariomycetes; Hypocreales; Nectriaceae
Exons: 1
Coding region: 1-861 (286 amino acids)
Source: RefSeq, a predicted model, not a curated record
AUGCCAACUCAAACAUUACUCGCCGGAAACUCGACAAAUAACACCACCACCAAAGCUCAAGACUAUCCGAUCUUCAAAGCCGACAAGGAUGGCAUCACUUCCUUGGCAAUUCUUGCAGCCAUCUUGGCCUUCUUCGUGGGAAUUAUACUCCGAGAUCUUCUUAACAAGAGACGCACUGGCGAAUUCAAGGAAGACAAGAAGAGUUGUGGAAAGUUUUUCCGGACACUUUUCUGUCUCCCAUGUCUGAUCUGUAGCAAGGACAACGUGAGGCGGCUGUGGAUCAAGUUAACCAAUCUCUUCCGCUCCAAGGACAACCAGCGCGUGGUGAAGAAGUCGGAUCAGAACGGAAUCGAACUGGAAGAGAGACCCGAGAGUGGGAAAUCCGUCGGGGGAUUUAAUGGUGCCUGGUCGCCCAAGAAGGCCUUUGUUUCAGAGAAAACUCAGAAGAGUUCCAAAGGCAAGGCCAUCGAUACUACCGUUCUCCCUAAAGUCACCGAGUUCAGCGUGGACCAUAACAAAGACGACGAAGGCUUCACGUCUACUCCUGUACACGGAGCCGGCACAAGGGCUGCCCGACAUGGUUCUACGGAACAUGAUAACACUUUGGGUGUCUAUAAUCACGGAGAUUUGUCCACCGAGAAGGCAGGUUCUAGCUCGGCAAACCACCACCACAGCGCUGGUUCGAGUUCAGCUUCAGCCGGCCGUAGCCAUUGGUGGUCAUCCGGUCAUGGCCAUGGCCAUGGCAAUAGCUACAGUCCCAGUCAUAGCAACUCCCAUAGUCAUGAUUAUGGAUCGCAUUCUCAUGAUUUCGGUCACACUGACUCGGGUGGUUUUGAUGGAUGUGAUGGCGGCGGCGACUAA